ACCCUUUGCAAAAUUCUGCAGCUCGAUCCCGAUUUCGCCUCCAGUGUUUGGUUCCCGAGAAAAUCUACAUUUUUCCUCGCGCUCGAGGAAAACAAGCCAUGGCUCCAAAGCCGAAGGAAAAACCCAAAGCCUCGCCGUCGCAGCCUCCUCCGGCAAUCGAAGAUCUGUUCACUUCCCUCAAGAGGCAUAUCGAGCGAUCUGAAUACGAACAUGCUGUUAAGGUCGCCGAUCAAGUUUUGUCAAUCGCACCUGGCGAUGAGGAUGCUCUCCGAUGCAAAGUUGUGGCUCUGAUAAAAGACGAUAAAAUCGAUGACGCCCUCUCUGUCAUUCAGUCAUCCCAUAAGAUCCCAAUUGAUUUCGGUUUCCAGAAGGCAUACUGCCUAUACCGUCAAAACAAGUUAGACGACGCUCUAUCUUGUUUGAAGAAACAAGAGAAGGAUUCUGCAACUUCCUUGUUGGAGGCGCAGAUUCUGUAUCGGCUGGGGAAAUUAGAUGCCUGUGUGGAUAUAUACCAGAAUCUUCAAAAGUCAAAGAUCGAGACUUUGGAAAUCAAUCUCGUCGCUAGCUUGGUUUCAGCUGGAAGACCUUCCGAAGUGCAAAGAGCAUUGGAGUCUAUGAGGAUCAAAGCAACUAGCAGUUUCGAGUUGGCUUAUAAUACCGCUUGUUCGUUGAUUGAAAACAAUAAGUAUGGGGAUGCAGAACAACUAUUACUGGCUGCAAGAAGAAUCGGUCAAGAAACACUUACUGAUGACAACUUUGCUGAUGAUGAUAUUGAGAUUGAGCUUGCCCCAAUUUCUGUCCAGCUAGCAUAUGUUCAGCAGAUCCUUGGACAAAAGCAAGAAGCCGUUGACUCUUACACUGAUACUAUUAACCGAAAUCUCGCUGAUGAAUCAUCGCUUGCUGUUGCGGUGAACAACCUCGUUGCUUUGAAAGCCCCGAAAGAUGUUUCUGACAGCCUGCGGAAGUUUGAUCGGCUCAAAGAAAAUGACUCCCAAAACUUUCAGCUUUCUCAUGCACUUGACGUAAAGCUUUCACAGAAGCAUAAAGAGACAAUAUAUGCCAAUAGAGUCCUUCUUCUUCUUCAUGCAAAUAAGAUGGAUCAGGCUCGAGAACUUGUUGCCGCACUGCCAGGCCUGUUUCCUGAGAGUGUUCUGCCGGUAUUGCUUCAAGCUGCUGUUUUCGUCAGAGAGAAUAAGGCCGCAAAAGCUGAAGAACUUUUAGGACAGUAUGCUGAAAAGUUUCCCGAAAAGUCUAAGGUGGUUCUCUUGGCCAGGGCUCAAAUCUCGGCUUCAGCCAACCGUCCUCUUGUUGCAGCAGAGUCACUGUCCAAGAUACCGGAAAUCCAGCACAUGCCCGCCACUGUUGCCACCAUUGUCGCCCUCAAAGAACGAGCUGGCGACCCAAACGGUGCAGCCGCUGUUUUUGACUCAGCGAUCAAGUGGUGGUCGAAUGCAAUGACCGAGGAUGACAAUAAGCUUAGUGUGAUAAUGCCAGAGGCUGCUUCCUUCAAGCUCAGGCAUGGCCAAGAAGCCGAGGCUUCGCUUUUAUACGAGGAGAUUGUCAAAACCCACAAAAGCAUCGAUUCUCUGGUUGGUCUGGUGACAACGCUUGCUCGUGUCGACGUUAACAAAGCUGAAACUUACGAGAAGCAGCUAAAACCAUUACCCGGUUUGAAGGCUGUCGACGUGGAUAACCUAGAGAAAACCUCCGGGGCAAAACCCGUGGAAGGAACAUCAUCUACACGAGAAGAGAUCCACGAGGAGGUCAAGAACAAAGAGAAGGUGAAGAGAAAGAGAAAGAGAAAACCGAGGUAUCCGAAAGGAUUCGACCCGGCAAACCCAGGUCCGCCUCCAGACCCCGAAAGGUGGCUUCCGAAAAGGGAAAGGUCAAGUUACAGACCGAAAAGGAAAGACAAGAGAUCUGCCCAAAUCCGAGGAGCUCAGGGCGCUGUGGCGAGGGAUAAGCACGAGGCUGCCUCGUCAGGUUCGAAUCCGAACCAGGCGACGGGACCGGGCUCGAAAGCGCCGUCCCAGAACGCAGGUGCUGAUCAUUCUAAGCCAUCUUCCUCCAAGUCAUCGAAGAAGAAGAAGUCUAGGAAGUGAGCCUUUCUUCAGAGAAAACUUUGGAAAAAUCAACUUCGAGUUUUUUGGAUUUCCAGCUUUGUUUUAUUCUCCUAUUGGAUAGUUUCUCGUCGAUAUAUUAAGUUUUAUAUAUUUCGAACAGAAGGUUUCAUAUUUUUGGUAACUGUGAUCAUGUUCCUCUGAUCAAAUCUUCCGAGCCAGAAAGUUGAACGAUUCGAUUC
Tarenaya hassleriana is the source of this 2302-nucleotide messenger RNA. RefSeq names its product signal recognition particle subunit SRP72. Gene Ontology annotation, molecular function: ribosome binding; 7S RNA binding; protein binding. Gene Ontology annotation, cellular component: signal recognition particle, endoplasmic reticulum targeting. Lineage: Eukaryota; Viridiplantae; Streptophyta; Magnoliopsida; Brassicales; Cleomaceae. The record is from RefSeq and is a predicted model, not a curated record. Bases 99 to 2102 code for a protein of 667 amino acids. The transcript is spliced from 7 exons. Gene Ontology annotation, biological process: SRP-dependent cotranslational protein targeting to membrane.